This is a messenger RNA of Monodelphis domestica (gray short-tailed opossum), 6174 nucleotides long. Lineage: Eukaryota; Metazoa; Chordata; Mammalia; Didelphimorphia; Didelphidae. The record is from RefSeq and is a predicted model, not a curated record.
UCUUCCCAACCCGGCCUAGGAAAGGCUGCCUUGUGGCCGAGGGGGGCGGGACCUCCCCUGGGAGGCCCCUCUGGGUGCCCAGAACCAGCCCCGCCGUCCUUCCAGGAGGCACCGAAUCCCCAGCCUCGAGAGGGAGGGCCGAGUAAGGGAGGGUCAGGGCUGAGGGCCAGAGCUCAGGGGUUACUCCCAGAAGCCCCUCUGAGCCCCUCCUCCUGCCUCAGGGUCACCGCUCCGAUGCGGUGACUGACACAGCGGGGGUGAGGGGGGCUUUUAUGGAGGUGAGGAGAUCUAGGGAUUUAGGGAGUGGGUGGGGCUGGAGGGUCUGCCUCUCCCCCUCUCGGGAUCUCUGGGGAAAGGGGCAGAAUCCGUGUGGAAAGGAGGGACUGAAAGAGAUUCCAAGAAGAAAGGCCGGGAACCAAAGGGAGGAGCCUCCGGCAAUCCCCCAGCAAGAAUCCCUUUAGAGUCACACCAUCUGCCCCUGCUGGAAUCCCUUUUGCCACGGGGUCCUCACUACCUCAUUCAGAAGCCCGCUCUACAAUGGACGGCUUGGAUCUGGCCAAGAUCCUCUCGUGUCCCUCCUCCCCCUGCUCUAGUUUUGGUGGGUCCUCGAGGCCAGCAGGGUGGCGGCUGCCUCUGCCUGCAGCCAUGACUGCGCCCCCCAGUGACAGAGGGAGGCCCACUCUAGGCCAGAGCGCCCCCGCCUCCGGGCAGGGCCAGGCCCGCCUCUCCCACGUCCCGGAUCCAGACAUUUAGGGGGGCCCUCCAGGAGCUCCUGGACGCCCACGCCAGGACGGCUGACUCCCGUCGGGCGGCGCCUGACAUGGGGGGACCCUGGGCAGGGCCCCGAGCCAGCCAGCACCCCCCCUCGUCCCCCCAACAAGGCUCCCCCGGAGAGGGAGGCGCUCGUUAGCGAGCUGGCAGCUAUUUAUAAAGCUGUUCAGGCGCCCUCUGAGAAGGGAUCCUCUUGGCAGGAUCCGGCGAGCCCAGCUCCAGCCAAAAAUAAAAGUCAAGUGAGAAUCCCUAAAUAGCGCGCCGUUCUGCCGGGCCACAGGACCCGAGCCUCGUCCCCUGGGUCCCAGCUGCACCGAGCAGCUGUGGGAAGCCCCCGGCUGCCAGCGCUACGGCCCUGGGGCCUGGGGUGGGAAGAAGACCGCCUCCUGCGCUUCCUGUGCUUCCUGCCCCAGGCACACCGCGCCAGGGCAGCCAGGAACAGGGCUGCCCGCCCAAGGAAGGCCCCCAGAAGAGCUCUGGGGAAAGCCCGCAGCGCGAGGAGGGCCCUGCUGGCAGAGCUGGAAGGCCCAGCAGCAGAGGUCGAGCCUCGGCUCCAGCUGUUGAGGUCCUCUUCGUAGCCGCCGGGCUGCCCGGCUGCCCUCCCCCUUCAUCUGAGAAUUCCUCUUUGCCCGGCAGGCCCCCCUCUGCCCCCCUCUGCCCCCGUAGUCAAAGGACAGCUUCCUCUGGAAAUCCAGCCUCAGGAUUCUGUCAUCCCCGUUUUGUGGACGUCAGCCCAGGAGAGCGAGCUGGAUGCAGAGGCCCCGGCAGCCAGCCUACCCAGGGGUUCAGGGCAGGAGAAAGGCAGCGCGCCCCUGGCCCCGCAGCCGUGCUAGGACUGAGCCUCGGCCCAAGGCUCUUCACACAGAGGCCUAACAGGAAGGAAGGUGCAAAAGGGCACAACCACCCAGCGGGAGGGGCCAAAAUUCUGGCCAGGCAGGAGCCCAGGAGUCGAGCUCGGCCUCAGCAUUCACCACCUGUGGCGCUGUGGGCUCCGUUUCCUCAUCAGUAACAUGGGGACGAUUCUUGUGGCUUCCCCUUGGGAAGCCCUAAAACCCUCUAGCCAGUGGCUGCGCCUUAACCAUACCAGCCAGGGGAGGUCAGACACCAGGCUGGCCUCCUUCCAAAAGACUGGCCCGAGUCACGCCAACACUUCUGUCUGGGCUGGACCCCAAACAAGCAAACUGGGGAGCUGAGGUGUGUCCCUGCUCAGAGCCACGAGGGGGAACAAAGAGGAGGAGCCCCGGCAGCCGAGGCCCAGCGGAGGAGGAAGUGCAGGGCGCCCCUCAGCGUGGGGUCUGAGAACAGAAAAGGGCUCCACUGGGAGGGGCCUCGGAGGGGCUUGAGUCCAUCCCGACCACCCUCCCGUUCAGCUCUCCUAUGACACAUCUGGGAGCCAGGACAGACCCUGGGGAGGCUGGGAGAGCUCUCCAGCCACUUCUGGAGGCAGGAGGGCGCCUGGCACUGGGGCACCCCAGGGGGCAAAGUCCGCUGAGAAUAGUGAGCGCUGAGGAACAGGGCCGGGGCCAGCCGUGGGAAUCCUCUCCCGGAGCUUCGCUGGCCGAACGGGGUCUUCCCUCCCCCCGCAGACUGAUUCCACGCAGGUUUCCGUCUUCUUUUAAAGCCUCGUCGCAAGAUGCUCCCAAGACUCGGAGGCCUCCCGCAGUCCCCAAAUCUCUCCCCACAGGCCUGGUGGCUCCCUCUGCACCGGGGGCAGGGGACUCCUGGGUUCGGCUAGCCAGCCCCGAGCCCAACGUCUUCCCGGGAACGGAUGCCAAGUGCAGGGAGCGGAACCGGCGGAGCAUCGUGAGACCCUCAUCGGGGGCUCCGGAUGAGGACGCUCCCGCCUCCGGAGUCAGGACCCACGUAGCGCCCCGUGGAGGCGGGCUCUGCAGGCCUCAGACCGAGGCAGCUCCGAACGUCCUGAUCUUUUGGUAUACAACUAAGAAAAGCGAACCUAAACGUGCACAAAGAGCGCCGCUGCAAAGCCUGGGGCCGGCCUCCCCCUCACCGCGGCUUCUUGAGAGCGCAGAAAGAGCGGGGACGUGGCCUGGAGGUCCCCCUAGUGCCCGCCGCGGGGGGUGCGGACGGAGGACGGGCCUCCUCCGAACGCCCCCCGAGGCCAAGUGGUCAGGAACGGCUGGCCGAGAAGCCCAAACCUGUCCCCCCCCACCAGGGCAUUUCACACCCCUCGCCCGGGCCGCUGCCCCGUCCAGCCCGGGGGUCCCCUUAGCUCAGCUUUCGGCUUGUUUUUCCAGGGAGGCUCUAAGCUCAUGCUGCCUCUCCCCCAGCGACCACCAUCUUGAUUCCCUCCUGGGUGCUGGGUGAGAACAGAGGAGUGCUGGCGGCCCCCACAGCUGCCCCCAAGGGCAGGAACUCCCAGCGAGCCGGAGACAGGAGGGGUGGGUCAAAGGCGGGAUCUCGGCCCCUGGCCAGACCCCCAGACGCGGAGGCAGGGAGGCCGGAGCUCAGGUCCUUCCUGGGGCAUUCACCAGCAAUGGACUGAGACCAGCGCUUCGCCUCGGCUUGCAUUUCUGUGAAAUGGGGGCGCGCAGCGUGCCGGCCUCCAGGCCUGCUGUAAGCACGAGGCCGGGCGGUGCCGGCCCCGAGCCUUGAAGGGACUCGUCCCACCAUUCCAGACUCCAGCGCGGCCUCCCCGUGAGGCUCGGAGCUCCUGAUGGGGUGCCGCAGGAGGCCGAGAGCGGCCGGGGACAGAUGAGGUCCGGCUGCUCCUGAGCCAGAGCCGGCGAGCCUGGGCUUCCCGGCACGGAGCGCCGCGCCAGGGAGUGACGGUGCGCAGCGGAGGCGCCGGAGCCGAGGGCGGGGGUGGGGGCAGGCAAGAGCCCCAACUUGGCUCCGGGGAGGGGCUGAGGCGGGACCCCCGCUCGGGGACGCCUCAGGGUCCUGCUUCUGGCGGGGAGGUCCUGGUUUGGGGGCUCCGGUGGAGCCCGUGUCUACCCCAAUCCAGGACGUUCGCUGGGCUCAGACGGGCCCCAUGAGUCAUUUCCAGAAACCUCCCGGGGAGCCUCUCCUGUGCAGCCUCCCCACGCCGCUCCCGGCCCCCGAGCGGCAGGGUCUGAGGACAGAAGGGCAGAUGCUGGGCCUGGGAGGAGCCUGGAAGGCCCAAAGAGUCGAUGAUGUCACCGGAACCCGCUAGAGCCCCGCUUUGUGCUGGAGAAGUCUAAGAGAGGGAGGAGCGACUGACCCUGGAGCGCCCCACAAGGGAAGGAGCUGCUCCCUCCAGGCUCUCUGCCAGUCUUGGGCAGCCCCUGCUGUGGGCGGUCAGAGGCCAGAGAUCAGGAGGCCUCGGAGGACCUGUGAAGGCCUUCCUCCCGGGGGCUGGGGUGAUGGUGGGCCCUGCCCCACUUGAAAUGCUUCAGCGUGUCACACACACAGAUGUGCGCGUGUGCACCUUUGCACCUACAGGUGCCCUCGGGCCGGCCCCCUCCAUGGAGCCCGGUGCCAGUCUGUGCCCAUGUCGGGCUUCCUCCUCGGGUCUGUGACGAGGGCCCGAAUGAGAGUCACGGCCGGCCCUGGGACGGCGCGUGAGGCCACAGCGAAGCCCUUUACAGACGCGGCAGCCUUGGAUGCUUGUUCUGUCUCCGUUUGACAACGGAGAAAGCUGAGAUGGACGCGGCUUUCCUGCAAUCUUACAGCCUCUACGUGCCUGGGACAUUUGAACCCAGGACUUCCUAGCACAGCCCCAUCCGCUGAGACAUCCUCCGGCUGCCUAAAACCUGCUAAGGAGUCAGGGAGGCUCGGGUCCAGCCCGGCCUCAGGGACAGAACUAGCUGUUAGUCACGGGCAAGUCGCCGAUGUCCCUGAGCCUCCGUCCUCUCAGCUGUGAAAUGGGGUAACGAUAACAGAGGGGGAGCUCCAGUGAGCGGCUUUGCCAGGCUCGAGGGGAGGCCAGCGCCGAUGGUGGUGGCGGUGGGGCAAAGGAACUGAUUACCGAGAUCACAGGUGAAGUGGAGAGAGUUAGAAUUCGAACCCGCCUCCAGACCUCCAAAUCUACACCGAGCUGCCUUCCAUCCGUCACGAGGCCUCUCAACAACCACAUGGGAGCAAAAAGUAGCCCAGACUUCUGCCGGGCUCCCCUCCUAGACACAGAGAGUGCCCGGCACCUGCCUUCUCCCACUGAGCCCUGCUCUGCCCACGGUGUCACGUCCCUCCCCGGGGUACUCGCAGCCCCCUGCACUGAAUGGUGGGGCUCCUGCCUAGCUGCCCCUAGGCUCCCCUGGCUCUGAGCUGAGCUCUGCCCACGCUCACAGCUCACAACCCUCCUCCAGACUCACGCAAGAAGUGCUUCUCCAACAAGGCGAUCUCCAGGUGCCCUUUGAUUUCAUUGAGUCGAUCAAAUUCUGUCCGGUUGUAAUCCUGGACACCAGAAGCCAUGAUGAGAGUGCCCGGAGCAGCCUGCGGGGACAGAGCAAACAGCUGAGGGAGGCAGCCAACUCCAGGCACCCCCACACCACCGGGAUAUCUGGGGCCACAAGCCCUGGGCACCUGGCACCACUGAGGCCGGCCUGGGAGCAACUAGGCCGGCUGAUGCCCUCCCUGACUCAGAUGGCCUUUGGGGCUCUCCCAGGACUCAAGGCUCCAACACAGAGUCGGGGAUGACUCAGCUCAGCUCCUGCAACGAUAAGGCACCCACUGAAUCCCCUUCUGUGUGACUUCUCCCUCUAACUUCCCCUACUAAUGGAAUUGCUAUGAUUAUUGUUCUCUCCCCAAUACAGGAGAAAUAUGAGAGCAAAUACUUAUAGGGUUAACACAUAUAUAUCCCUCCUUAAUCUCCCCAGAUUGUGACCCUAAAAGAUUACAUUCACAGAAUUAAAACCUAAAGAGUAUUACCAUUACCGCCCUCCUUUCCCUCUCCAGUUACAUUCACUCCCAUUACAAGCCAGGCAAGCCAAGACCAUCAAUCACCUUCAAGCCCAGGUCUACAGGACACACUCCACUGAUUUGUUACAUAACGACCAAGCAACCUUGCCAGGUGUCUGAAUCAAGCACAAGAAAUAUACAACCUGGAAACUGAGAAAAAUCCCAAUUCUGGUCUGUCUUAAAUUACUCUCUAACCCUGUACCUAGCUACGAAAUGUUUUGUUACCAUUUCCUAAGUAAUUGUGAUUGAUUGUGAAAGCUGACCAAAAGUAACAAUGAUUCUCUUAACUGGACAUCUCUUAGGUCAAGGGGAACUAACCUCCAGAUCACCUUAUUUAUAGCAUUCAUCUAAUUCUGUUAUGGCAACAAUGUUUCAUUGACUAUCUCCUUAGGCUUCGUGUCUGUUGUUAGGUUCUAUGAAAACAUGUAUGUUGAGAAAUCAUUGUGUGCUAGAAAAGUAUGUACUCACUGAACCUAUAAAAUAAACCAACCUCUGUGCCAUGGCAGAGCACUAUAUGAUUCCUGA